AUGAUGCCGAAGGAUCCUGGGCUUUGGGGAACAGGCUUGCUUGGCGGCUCCACCACAGGGACUUCAGGUGGAGCUGCAAAUGCGACCAGCCGUACUACGACAGGGAUAGGUGCUGGCACCACUGCAACGCAACUUACUUCUACCGUCCCUGCGGCUUCUACAACAGCAAGCGGCACAUCAAUUCCUAGCAGCAAUAGUUACGCCUUUUUGUCCUCUUCAUCCGUCACUGUCGCCUCCCCAUCGUUGGUUGUGCAAAGCGGGAGUGGUGGUGUGAAUGGCCUCGGCAACAACGCAGUCGGUUUGAUGCCGGCGAUCGUCAGACACGAUCGGUCGCAGGAGUUAUGCAAGUACUUCCUUAACGGGGGGUGUCUUCGCGGGGCGCAGUGCCAAUACCUCCACGAGCUACCGGACGAGCGGCACCUUGAUGUGAAUGGCUACGGGUACAUUCUCAACCCCAACGUCCACAAUGCGCAGAAGACACUCCCUCUAGCACUGAACAGCAACCCAACUGGUAAUGUUCAGGUGAAUGGUGGGACUUUGUCACCCUCGCCACUCAUGUUAGGGCUUAGUUCGGGCAACAAUAGACAGUCACACGGGGCGAAGGCUAAGUCACAGACAUCGUUUAUGGUGGGCGUACCGACCCACCUGCCUUUUCAGUUGUCCUCAUCGGGUGUCAAGGCAUCGCCUCCAAAGUACCGCCCACCUGAACCGUUCUUAGACUACAACCUGCCGCCCACACUAGCACUGCCGUUGAACACGCCGUCGAAGGACGUGGCCCUGCAACUAACCCGCACAAUGCUUCAGAACUGA
This is a messenger RNA of Trypanosoma rangeli, 810 nucleotides long. RefSeq lists its product as uncharacterized. Lineage: Eukaryota; Euglenozoa; Kinetoplastea; Trypanosomatida; Trypanosomatidae. The record is from RefSeq and is a predicted model, not a curated record. The transcript has a single exon. The coding region runs from base 1 to 810 and encodes 269 amino acids. Gene Ontology annotation, molecular function: metal ion binding.